This is a messenger RNA of Cyprinodon variegatus (sheepshead minnow), 976 nucleotides long. It is a transcript of the gene anapc13, whose product is annotated as anaphase promoting complex subunit 13. Gene Ontology annotation, biological process: protein K11-linked ubiquitination. Bases 134 to 358 code for a protein of 74 amino acids. The transcript is spliced from 2 exons. Gene Ontology annotation, cellular component: anaphase-promoting complex. Lineage: Eukaryota; Metazoa; Chordata; Actinopteri; Cyprinodontiformes; Cyprinodontidae. The record is from RefSeq and is a predicted model, not a curated record.
AGAAGCAAAGGGGAAGAAGAAGAAAGUAGCUGCAUUAAGCUUACUGUCAACCACGGUUCUUCUCUGAGCUACUACGUGGAGAUUCAUUGGAAGUUCUGGGCGGUUCUGACCGGCUUCGGUGGUUGGACUCGGGAUGGACAGUGAAAUCCAGCGGGACGGACGAGUUCUGGAUCUCACCGAUGAUGCCUGGAGGGAAGACAGACUGCCGUAUGAAGAUGUCUCCAUUCCUCUGAGCGAGCUGCCGGAGGCUGAGCAGGACAAUGGAGGCUCAACCGAGUCUGUUAAAGAGCAGGAGAUGAAGUGGACCGACCUGGCUCUGCAGAGCCUGCAUGAAAAUACUCCAAGUUCAGGAAGCUGAUAAACCGAUCCAGAACUGCACUAGCACAGAGAGGGGGUAGUUUUCUCUGUGAGAACAAAUACAUCUAUAUGUCCUUCAUCUUUCUGUAGCAUGGUCACAUUUUGGGGAGUUUAUUUCUACAUUUAAUGCCCUCAUGUAAACGGCUGCUUACAUGUCCUUCGUGGUUUCAACCACUAGGGGUCACUGUAGACUCAACCUUCCUGCAGAGCCGAUGCCCUGCAGCUUUUAGAUGUGUCCCAUAUUCACACAAAUCAGACUGCUGAAGCUCCUCACCCGGACCUUCUCUGUGCAGGGCAUCAUAAGGGCUUCAUCAGUGGGAUGGAGAUCCAAGGCUGACCACUGUGUAAGGGUGGGUGGGGUGCCUCAGGUCUUCAUCGUAACACCUCUUUUUCUAGCUUGUCUUCUGUUCUUCCGUUUAAUCGGACCAUUCUAGCAGGUUGCCCUUGUUUAUUUGUCUGGAAGGACUUUCAUCUUGGAAGAGGACUUUGGAAACCUCUAAAAAUCAGCUGAUUGGACAUCAAGAGGUUCCCAUCUUGAACUGUUUACAGCAUCUUCAUUUUACGAGACACUGAAUUUUGUGUUUUCUUUCUUUGUUAUACGUAAAAUAAAAGCUCCAAA